Zalophus californianus (California sea lion) is the source of this 2419-nucleotide messenger RNA. Its product is annotated as zinc finger protein 566-like. Gene Ontology annotation, cellular component: transcription regulator complex; PcG protein complex. Gene Ontology annotation, molecular function: RNA polymerase II cis-regulatory region sequence-specific DNA binding; DNA-binding transcription factor activity, RNA polymerase II-specific. Gene Ontology annotation, biological process: regulation of transcription by RNA polymerase II. NCBI's taxonomy places the organism in Eukaryota, Metazoa, Chordata, Mammalia, Carnivora, Otariidae. The record is from RefSeq and is a predicted model, not a curated record.
CUCACCACCUCUCCUUUGUCUCCUGGACUUGCCUAAGGGUUUUGCCUUGGCUUGUGAUUGUCUUUUAUUCCUAAAUAAACCUAUCUUUUGCUGAUAAAAUAUUCAAUAAAGUCAAUCAAAUCUUCAAAUUGACUCAGUUGAAUUUUGUGUUGCUUUUUUUUUAACAGGGUCUGAAAUGCCCAGUGUUUAUCAUCCACUUGGUUAAGCACAGAUCUCAGCCACCAUAAAAAUGCCUACCCAGGAAAUCAACCUCUGAGUACCCCUAGUAAGGCCAAGUCCCAUGCCCAGACUUGGUGGAGUACAAAGUCCUUUCCACCAGAUUCCUCGUGUUUUCAUCUCCAGACCACAGUUUUUCAGAUAGCUCUGCAACUUCCCACAUCAGGUUCUUUCAGGGACUUUGAGUUUUUUCCUGCAUCAAUCACACACUCAGGCCGGUGGGCCACACUUGGGAGCCCUCGAUCGGAUUCUAGACCGAAAUUCCUGAAGCGUGGAGACAGGAAUUCAGAUUCCGCCCGGGCGGCGCCAUUUUUUCCGCGCAGUCUGGCUCCAGACUACAUUUCCCAGAGGUCCCGCGACCCUACUCAACUUACAGUUUUGAGUUUGUUCCCACGCAAGCUGGACUUUAACCUCCCCGCGGAGAGUAGGGGGAGCCUGUGGUAGGCGUGGCUCUGCUCGGCUUGUUUGGAGCUAACCCUGGAGUGGCUCGAGCCUGUCUCCAAGGGAAGAGAGAAUAAAGCUGAAGAGAGAAGAAAGAAGAGUAGAACUGAAUAGUGCUUAUGAUCCUGAGUCAUGACUGAGCAAGCAGUGAUGUUCAGAGAUGUGGCUGUAGACUUCUCACAGGAGGAGUGGGAAUUUUAGGACUUGAAGCAGAGGAACUUGUACAGAGAUGUGAUGUUGGAGAACUACAGCCACUUGGUCUCAUUGGGACUCUCUCUUUCUAAACCAACUUUGAUUUCCUUUUUGGAACAAGAUAAUGAGCCUUGGAUUGUUGAGAAAGAGUCACCAAAAAGCCUAUACCCAGAUGUGAAAUCCCAAUGUGCAACAAAGGAGUUAUCAUCAAAGGAUGACAAUUAUGAAAUGAAGUUAUCUCAAAGGAAGAAAAUGGAAAGACUUACAAGCCAUGACUUUGGAUGUUCCAUUUUUCAAGAUGAUUGGAAGUAUAAUCAUCAUUUUCAGACAGAACAGAGAAAUCAAGAAGAAUAUCUUAAAGCUGUGACAGUCACCCAUGAAAAUAUGCAAAGUCUCAGUCAACGAAUAUCCUAUAGUCUACAUCAGAUAUAUCAUACUGGGCAAAAACCCUAUGAAUGCAGAGAAUGUGGGAAAGUCUUCAAUUACCACUCGCUGCUAAUUCACCAUGGGAGAAAUCACACCAAAGAAAAAUGCUAUGAAUGUAAGGAUUGUGGAAAGGCUUUUAGCAGUUGCUCAAAAUUUACUGGACAUCAGAGAAUUCAUAAUGGAGAAAAACUCUAUGAAUGUAAUGAGUGUGGGAAAGCUUUCCACCACCCCUCAAAUCUCAUUCGACAUCAGAGAAUUCAUAGUGGAGAAAGACCCUAUGAAUGUAAAGAAUGUGGAAAGGCUUUUAGUCGUGGCUCACACCUUACUCUACACCAGAGAAUUCAUACUGGAAAACCCUAUGAAUGCAAAGAAUGCAGAAAAGCUUUCAGUUACCACUCAUCCCUCAUUCGACAUGAAAAAACACAUACUAAAGAAAAACACUAUGAAUGUAAAGAAUGUGGGAAGGCUUUUAGCAACAGCUCAGUUCAGGGACAUCAGAGAGUUCACAGUGGAGAAAGACCCUAUGAAUGUGGGGAAUGUGGGAAAGCCUUCCAUCACCACUCAAUCCUUAUUCAACCUCAGAGAAUUCACACUGGAGAAAGACCCUAUGAAUGUUAACAAUUGUAAUAAAGCCUUCCAUUAUCAUUCAAAUCUUAUCGGACAUCAAAAUAUUCAUUCCAGAGCAAAACUCUUUUGAGUGUAAGGAAUGUAGACAGUCCUUUAGUCAUAACAGAGAACUUUCACACCAUCAUCGAAUUCAUACUGGUGAAAAACUUUAUGAAUGUAAGGAAUGUGGCAAAUCUUUUGGUCAAGGAGCACAACUUAUUCAUCAUCAGAUAAUUCACACUGGUGAGAAACCCUAUGAAUGUAAGGAGUGUGGGAAGGCCUUUAUCCGUGGUUUGUGUCUUACUAGACAUGAGAAAAUUCAUAUUAGAGAAAGAAAAUCUCUAGUAUUGUAAUGAAUAUAGACAAUCCUUUGCUUCUAAGUAAUCUCUUAUGGGACAUCAGAUAAUUACUAGAUGAGAACUCUGAAUGCAGCAAGUAUAGGAAGGUCUUUUGCUUUAUUUUAUAAUUUGCAUCAGAGAAUUCAUGCAGGAGAAAGGUCACAUGAAUGUAAUAUAUAAUAAAUUUUUAUUUAUCUUAA